ACAAAAUCCUCAGUCAGAAGUCAAAUCUUCACCAACCUUCAACAAACAUUGCAAACAUGAACAAGUUCAUUCUGAUUGCGGGUCUGUGCUUGACCAUCACCAGCUUGGCUUGUUCCUCAAAACUGGUGUGUUAUGUCACCAGCUGGUCCGUCUACCGACAGACGCUGGGAAAAUUCACCACUUCGAACAUCGAUCCAAACCUGUGCACCCAUCUGAUCUUUGCCUUCGCCGACAUGAGUAACAAUCAGCUGGUUGCCAGAAACUCCGAUGACGAGAUAUACUUAAAUGAUUUAAGUCUGUUAAGAGAAGAAAAUCCUCACCUACCAGUCCUUGUGGCAAUUGGAGGCGCUGUAUUUGACAAUAAUAAAUUCAUCAACAUGGCAUCACACACAGAAAGUAGAAAAACUUUCAUUGAGUCUACAAUUCAAUUCCUGAGAGAAAGAGACUUUAAUGGGAUCAACCUGGACUGGGAAUAUCCUCAAAGCGCACACAAAGACAUGUUUUCAAUACUGUGCCAGGAUUUGUACAAAGCCUUUGUUGCAGAGGCAACGCUAAAUGGCCUUCCCAGACUGCUGGUCACAGCUGCCGUGACUGCUUACAAACCAUACAUUGAUAACGGUUAUGAUGUUCCAUUCAUUUCCAGUUACCUGGAUUUCAUAAAUGUAAUGACAUUUGAUAUGCAUGGUGUAUGGGACGGAGUCACAGGACAUCAUAGUCCUUUGUACAAGAGAAGUAAGGACAAGGGAACUUCUGCAUUCAAAAAUGCUGAAUAUGCAAUGACAUACUGGAGGGACAGCGGCGCACCCUCUGAAAAGCUCAUUAUGGGAUUUGGUGCAUAUGGACGAACCUUCACACUGUCCACUUUCAACAGUGACUUCGGAGCACCAAUCAGUGGAGCAGGUCAGGCAGGCCCUUACACCAAGGCACCAGGCUUCUGGGCCUACUAUGAGGUGUGUGACCAUCUUAAAACAGGGACUGUAAUGUGGUCUGAAGAACAGAAAGUUCCAUAUGGCAUAAAAGAAAAUCAGUGGGUUGGAUACGAUGAUAAGAUGAGCAUUGACUAUAAGGUGGACUUCAUAAAAGAAAAGAACUUUGGCGGAGGCUUUGUUUGGUCUCUGGACUUGGAUGAUUUCAACGGGGCCUUCUGUGAUUUGGGCAAAUAUCCCCUUGUCCAACAUCUGCAUAAUCUUCUAAUAGAGCCUUUGUCAACUACCACGACCACCUGCACCACCACCUGCACCACCACCACCGCCACCACCACCAUCUCCACCACCACCACCCACACCAGCACCCCCCCCACCUCCACCCCCACCACCACCACCACUCCCACCCCCACCCCCACCUCCACCACCACAACUUCUGCUGAUGAGGAAAGCAAUUUCUGUGUUGGAAAGGACAAUGGACAAUAUGCCAUUCCCGGUUCUCCAGGUUCUUACUACAACUGUGGGGAUGAGAUCACUCACAUCCAACAUUGUUUUACCAACUUAAUCUUCUCAGAGUCCUGCCACUGCUGUACCUGGCCAUAAGCAGGUGUGCACCAUCAUAACUACCCAUAUAUACACAAAGGGUGAAUGAUACAAAGAUGUGCCUCACAUCUGCACUUCCAAAUUAUUAAGGGGAAAUUGCAUUCUGUUCUUUUUCUUGUUAUGAGAUGAAGUACAGAUAGACGAAUAUUUACUUUUCUCUUUUUAAUAGAGCAUACAUUUCUGUCAUGACCUCUGCCUCCAGGACCCCAGGUCCUGGAUGAUGUUAAGUUCAAAUUUAUUAUUGAGAGGGUUUGUUUUACUUUGUUGUCUCUUUUCAUGGUCUUCGGGUUUUUUAGAACUUUGUUCAUUGUUCCUGACUUUCCUUUUAUUUUCUCAAUUCCUAUUUUAUAACAAUGUCUCUAAAGAUUUAGAUUUGGCUCGUCGGGACUAUUUGGGCGAAUUGGAAAGUUCCUUACUGGUUAUUUCACUAAACAAGCAUGCAAAUGAAAAGUGGGUUUUAUUGGCAAACGUUGUCCAUGUCGAGCUUGUGUGUGGGUUCCGAUCCCAUGUCGAUAUAAGUUUAAGGAGUUUCCUCAUGUCACAACAGCUUUCUCCAAAGAAACUAGUGCAGUUCCAUCAUUUACAAACCCAUCAUAGCAAACAAUCACAUAAUCCAAAAAAAAAGUGACCACAUGAAGUUGACUCUUGGUUAUUUUAUUGCAACAAGAUCAAGUUGUUCUGUAUCUAAUAAAGGGUGCAAAAUAUUACACAAUAUAAAAUUUAAUUGUGAUCAUUUUUGACAGACUGUGACAGUGAACGAAUUGGUACAACUUCUCAUUUUUGCAUCUUAACUGGAACAUAUCAACAUCAUAAAUA
Molecule: messenger RNA, 2342 nt
Organism: Solea solea (common sole)
Lineage: Eukaryota; Metazoa; Chordata; Actinopteri; Pleuronectiformes; Soleidae
Product: acidic mammalian chitinase-like
Exons: 12
Coding region: 57-1526 (489 amino acids)
Biological process (GO): chitin catabolic process; carbohydrate metabolic process
Cellular component (GO): extracellular region
Molecular function (GO): chitin binding; chitinase activity
Source: RefSeq, a predicted model, not a curated record